AACCCUGGGCAGCAGAGCCACUGCCAGGGGACUUGGGGGGACCUGCUGCACCUCCUGCCAUCGCUGGGGUUUCUGUUUUAUUUCCCUGGAGGGGAAAGGGGGGGGGAACCCCAAGCCACCAUGGUCUCCCCAUGUCCUCUGUUCCCCUCUUCCCUCUUCCCCCUCCUUUCAUCCCAGUAGGAAUCAGCUUUUUCUUCCUCUGCCCGGAGCUUUGUCCUCCUCAGACUCACACAAGACUCCAGGCAGGAGGCCAGGAUGGAUUACAGCUCGCUCUGCGGGGUCCCGCGCUUCCUGACCCGGCCCAAGGCGUUUAUGGUGUCCGUAGGGAAGGAUGCCACCCUGAGCUGCCAGAUCGUCGGGAACCCCAUCCCAGUGGUGAGCUGGGAAAAGGAUAAACUUCCAGUGCAGUCUGGGGGAAGGUUUAAAACCACAGAGGAUGGGGAUUUGUAUCGGCUCACCAUCUACGACCUGAGCCUGGAGGACAGUGGCCAGUACAUCUGCCGGGCCAAGAACACCAUCGGGGAGGCUUUUGCUGCUGUCAGCAUCCAAGUGGGACAGGAGACCACAGUCACAGAGUCAGCUCCUUACUUCAUCCAGAAACCUUCCAACAUCAAAGUCACCUUGGGAGAAGAUGCCAUGUUCAAAUGCAAAGUGCAGGGCAGCCCUCCCCUCUCGGUGAACUGGGAGAAGGACGGGAGGUACCUGAGGAACAAGGCGGAUGCUGGGCGCUUCCAGAUCGAGUCUGCUGGGGAAUCCAACGCUCUCACCAUCCAGUGUGCCCAGCUGGGGGACAGUGGCACCUACACCUGCCGGGCAGAGAACCUCAUCGGCUCCGCCAGCGCCUCGGCCGCGCUGGUGGUGGAGAGGCACGGCUCCUCCAACCCGGGCAGCAGCAGCUUGGACAGCAGCUGUGGCAAGACAGCCUCCUUGCUGUCCCACCUGCAGAAGAGACGGGAGGAGAUCAGGAAGACGGACACCUCCCACGGGACUCUCGACUCAACCUCUGCCCACCACUCUGCGGUGGAGGGGCUGUCCAGCAUCGGCUACAGCCUGUCCAGGGACUACGAGCGGGCGGCAGGGCUGGCCAAGGGCGGCCGCAACGCCACCUUCGGCGCUCUGACCCGCACCUGCAGCGUCACCGAGGGCAAGCACGCCAAGCUGAGCUGCUACGUGACCGGCGAGCCCAAGCCCGUCAUCGUGUGGAAGAAGGACAACGAGGUCAUCGUGGAAGGCCGGCGCCACGUCAUCUAUGAGGAUGACCAGGAGAACUUUGUGCUGAAGAUCCUCUUCUGCAAGCAGACGGACAACGGGCUGUACACCUGCACGGCCUCCAACCUGGCGGGGCAGACGUACAGCUCCGUGCUCGUCACUGUCAAAGAACCCACCAUACCCUUCAAGGCAAAGCUGAAGGACCUUGAAGUGAGGGAGAAGGAAUCUGCCACCUUCCAGUGUGAGGUGCCCGUUGCUGGGACAGAGACAGCUUGGUUCAAGGAGGAGACCAAGCUGCAGCAGAGCAAGAAGUACAACAUCGAGGAGGAGGGCACGUACCGCCGGCUGACCGUGCAGAACGUCACCACGGACGACGACGCUGUCUACAUCUGUGAGAUGAAGGAAGGGAGCAGGACCAUUGCAGAGCUCUCUGUCCAAGGGAACAUCAUUAAAAAACUGCCACGGAAAACUGCCGUGUUCAUCAAGGACACAGCCACCUUCUGCGUGGAGCUGGACAACGACUGCCAGAGCGUCCGGUGGCUGAAGAACAAAGAGGAGGUGACACCCAGCGACAGAAUCUCCAUCACACGCUCUGGCAAGCAGCACACCAUGACCAUCAGGGAGUGCAGGGUGGAAGAUGCUGGAGAGAUUGCCUUCCAGGCUGAUGAAAGCAGGACUUCUACCCAGUUCACUGUGACCACUCCCAAAAAACCUCCCACCCAACCCCCAGCUGACCCUGUGGUGAAAAAUAAAACAGAAACCUCAGUGACACUGGCCUGGUCCCCUCCCAGGAUGGACAGGCCCAUUCCAGUUGACGGAUACAUCGUGGAGCGCAAGAAACUCACCGGCUUCACCUGGGUGAGGUGCCACGAGUCCCACGUGCCCAGCCCCGAGCUCACGGUCACCAACCUGCCAGAAGAGGCUGACUACCAGUUCAGGGUGUCUGCAGUCAACACCUACGGGCAGAGCCCCUACCUGGAGUUCCCUGGGAGCUUGCACCUCGAGCCCGUCCUGGCUGUGAAAAGCCCCCUGACAACAGCUGAAGUUGCACCUGGAGGGGAUGCCCUGUUCACUGUGGAUCUGACCAAGACAUGUUCUGGCACUUGGUACCUGAAUGGCAAAGUCCUACAGGAAAGUGAGACCUACAUCAUUAACAGAACCCAGACCACUCACACCCUGCUCAUAAAAAAUGUCACCAAGAAAGAUGAUGGGGCAGAAGUGAAAUUUGUUGCCAAUGAUGUUGAGACCAGCACCAAGAUGAGAGUGAGAGGAGCUGCAGUAAGAUUCACCAACAAGAGCAAAGACGUAGAAAAAGUCUCAGCUCGGCUGCAAGAAGAAGCCAAACUCCAGGCUGAGCUUUCAGACACAGAGGCCGCUGUGAGGUGGCUGAAGGAUGGGAAGGAGCUCAAGGCCAGUGAGAAAUACGAGCUCCAAACCGUGGGGAAGAGGCGCGUGCUGAAAAUCCGCCGCGCUGCCGAGGAGGACGCUGGAGUCUAUGAGUGUGUCUGUGAAGGGGAUAAAAUGCUUUACCAGCUCUCAGUGAGAGCACUUGCAAACUUCAUAAACAAAGAGAAAACUGGAGGAGUUGUCAAGGCCAUUGCUGGGAAACAGGCUGAGUUUGUGUCUGAGACCUCUGAGGCCAACAUCAUGGUGAAGUGGUACAAAGAUGGGAAGGAAAUCACAGCCAGCAAGAAAUUCACUGUGGAAGACAAAGGGAAACUGCACAAGCUUGUGGCUUCAGCUGUGACAAAAGAAGAUGAAGGAACUUACACCUGCAAAAUUGGGGAUGACACCCUUACUUUUGAUUUAAAAGUCUCAGAUGAAGCUGUUACUUUUGUCAACAAGCCCAAAACGCCUCCAGAAGUUUCAGUCAGCCCUUCAGAAAGCCUGGAGCUGGUGUGUGAGGUGUCAGCUGCAGGUGGGGCCGUGGUGUGGAGGAAGGGUGAGGCUGAGCUGAAGCAGGACCAGAGGACAACCAUGGUCAGCCAGGGGACACAACGCAGGCUCAUCGUCAGGAGGGUGACACAGCAAGACCAAGGCAGCUACACCUGUGAGACAAAGGACGACAGAACAACAUUCCAAGUCAAAGUCAGAGAGCCAGAGGUUGUGUUUACAAACAAGGAGAAGGUGCAGAAAGAGGUGAAGGCUGCACUAUCAGAAAAUGCCACGCUGAGCUGUGAGGUGGCCCAGGAGAAAACAGAGGUGAAGUGGUACAAGGAUGGGAAACUCAUCACCUCCAGCAAGAAAUUCAAGGUGGAGUCGGAGGGCAAAUCGCGUCGUCUGGUGGUGGGACAGGUGGAGAAGAAAGAUGCAGGGGAGUACAGCUGUGAGGCUGCUGGCCAAAAACUCACCUUCAGGAUCCAUGUCACAGAAGCAGAGGAUGCAUUUAUUAACAAGGACAAAGUGCAGAAAGAGGUGAAGGCUGCACUAUCAGAAAAUGCCACACUGAGCUGCGAGGUGGCCCAGGAGAAAACAGAGGUGAAGUGGUACAAGGAUGGGAAACUCAUCACCUCCAGCAAGAAAUUCAAGGUGGAGUCGGAGGGCAAAUCGCGUCGUCUGGUGGUGGGACAGGUGGAGAAGAAAGAUGCAGGGGAGUACAGCUGUGAGGCUGCUGGCCAAAAACUCACCUUCAGGAUCCAUGUCACAGAAGCAGAAGAUGCCUUUGUCCACAAGGAGAAGGUGCAGAAAGAGGUGAAGGCUGCACUAUCAGAAAAUGCCACGCUGAGCUGCGAGGUGGCCCAGGAGAAAACAGAGGUGAAGUGGUACAAGGAUGGGAAACUCAUCACCUCCAGCAAGAAAUUCAAGGUGGAGUCGGAGGGCAAAUCGCGUCGUCUGGUGGUGGGACAGGUGGAGAAGAAAGAUGCAGGGGAGUACAGCUGUGAGGCUGCUGGCCAAAAGCUCACCUUCAGGAUCCAUGUCACAGAGCCAGAAGUUGUGUUUACAAACAAGGAGAAGGUGCAGAAAGAGGUGAAGGCUGCACUAUCAGAAAAUGCCACGCUGAGCUGCGAGGUGGCCCAGGAGAAAACAGAGGUGAAGUGGUACAAGGAUGGGAAACUCAUCACCUCCAGCAAGAAAUUCAAGGUGGAGUCGGAGGGCAAAUCGCGUCGUCUGGUGGUGGGACAGGUGGAGAAGAAAGAUGCAGGGGAGUACAGCUGUGAGGCUGCUGGCCAAAAACUCACCUUCAGGAUUGAUGUCACAGAGCCCAAACCUGCAUUUAUAAACCAAGAAAAGGUCCAGAAGGAGGUGAAGGCUGUCCUGACAGAAAGUGCCACCCUCAUGUGUGAGGUGGCACAGGAUACAACAGAAGUGAAGUGGUACAAGGAUGGGAAACUGCUCAUUUCCUCUCGGAAAUUCAAAAUAGAGACCGUGGGCAAAUCCCGGCGCCUGGUGGUGGAGCAGCUGGAGAAGAAGGAUGCUGGGGAAUACAUCUGUGAGGCUGCAGGCCAGAGGCUGACCUUCAAACUGGAGCCAACUGAACCAGAGGCUAAAUUUGAAAAUAAAGUUGUCCAGAAAGAGCCUCUUGUUGUUCAAGAACACGAAAACAUCACGCUGACAACCUCAGUCACUCCUGAAACCGCUGCAGUGAGGUGGUUCAAGGAUGGCACAGAAAUCAAGGCGAGCAAGAAAUGUGUGAUCAAGAGCGAGGGGGCAUCCAGGACACUGACAGUGACUGCAGCUGAGAGCACAGACUCUGCCCUCUACACCUGCCAGACAAAGCAUGACAAGCAGGAAUUCAGGGUGCAGGUGAAAGAAAUCCCGGUGAAGUUUGCCAAGAAGCUGGAGGCCGUGAAAGCCGAGAUUGGUGGCAGCGUGUCCCUGAGCUGUGAGCUGAGCCACGCCAAGGGGAAGGUGACCUGGAGCAGGAAUGGGGUGGAGAUCAAGCCCAGCAAGCGUUUCCAGAUCCGUGAGGAGGGGAUCAAACGAACCCUGACCAUAACAGGGAUCCGGGCUGAGGAUGAGGGAGAAUAUUCCUGCCAGUCCAGGGAUGACAAGAGCAGUGUCACCAUCACCCCCAAACCUCCCAGAGUGGUGAAAUUCGUCACAAGCCUCAACAGCGUGGUGUCUGAGGAGGGAAAAGAGGCCGUGUUCAAGUGCACCGUCUCCCCCAGUGAUGCUGUGGUCACCUGGCUCAGGAACGGUGCCAAGAUUGAAGCCAGCAAGAAAUAUGUGAUCUCUCAGAAGGACAGCAACCACAGCCUCACCAUCACUGACCUGACACUGGAAGAUGCUGCUGAAAUCACGGCCAGUGCUGAGGGCGUGGAAAGCACAGCCAACCUCAGAGUCAGAGAGGCCUCAAUCUCCUUCAAGAAGAAGCUGGAGCCCAAAACAGUUGAAGAGAGGGAGACAGUGACCCUGGAGGUAGAGCUGACCAAGCCUGCAGAGGUGAAGUGGAUGAGGAACAGCAUUGUGCUGAAGCCCAGUGACAAAAUCGAGAUCAAAGCUGAGGGAACAAAGCACACCUUGGUGGUCAAGGACAUCUCCUUCGCAGAGCGGGGCUUCUACUGCUGCGAGAGCCCCGACGACAAGACCCAAGCCAAGAUCAAUGUGGAAAUGAGGCAGAUCAAGUUGGUGAAAGGCCUUCAGCCCCUGCAGGUGGCUGAGAAGGGGACUGUCACCUUCGAGGUGGAGGUGUCACACGAGGACGUGGAGGGCACCUGGCAGAAGGAUGGUGUUCGUCUGAAACCUGCACCCAACGUCAGCUUCGGUGUCCUGGGCAAGAAACACUCCCUGACUCUCUCCUCGGUGGCUCUGGAAGAUGCAGGACUCAUCUCCUUCAAAGCAGAGGGCAUUAACUCCUCAGGGAGGCUCACUGUGACAGAAUUGCCUGUGAGGAUCAGCAAACCUUUGGCAGACGUCAGUGUAACUCAGAAGCUCAAGGCCACGUUUGAGUGUGAGCUGUCCAAACCCAAUGCCAAUGUGAAGUGGUUCAAGGAUGGGAAGGAGAUCCGGCAAAGUAAAAAUAUUGGGAUUAUCUCCCAAGGAAAUAAGAGAAGCCUCAUUAUUCACAAGUGUGAAUAUGAAGACCAGGGAACUUAUACAUGUCAAGCAGCUGAAGACAAGACAUCAGCUACUCUAAAAGUUCAUGCCCGAGAUAUCAAGAUUGUAAAACCACUGGAAGAUGUGGAAGUGAACGAAUUCGAGAGUGCAGCUUUCACCUGUGAGAUCUCACACGAUGAGGUCGAGACCCAGUGGUACAAAAAUGACAACAAGCUGAAGACUUCCGACAACAUCAAAAUGCGCCAGGAUGGAAAGACCUAUUCCCUGACUUACACACGUGUCCACGUCGAGGAUGCGGCUGAGAUCAAAUUCGUAGCAGAAAAGGCAGAAUCUCGUGCUCAGCUGACUGUAAAAGAACUGCCCGUAAAAAUCGUGAAGCCUUUGCGGGACAAGAUCGCCCUGUGGAAGCACCGGGGGGUCCUGGAGUGCCAGGUGUCCCGGGCCAACGCCAAGGUCAGGUGGUUCAAAAAGGACCUGGAAAUUCAUCCUGGAGUGAAAUACGAGAUCGUGAGCGAGGGCGUCUAUCGCAAACUCAUCAUCAACGACGCCGACUACGAGGACGAGGACACGUACACGUGUGACGCCUUCGAUGACAAAACCAGUGCUAAUUUCUUCGUUGAAGAGCAAGCCAUUAAUAUUGUAAAAGAGUUGUGUGAUGAGGACGUGACUGAGCCUGAAGAAGCCAAUUUUGAAUGUGAGACAUCCAUUCCAUCUGUGAAACCUGCCAAGUGGUUCCUGAAGGGAGCAGCCUUGCAGGCUGGCAGAAACAUCAUCAUGCAGCAGGAAGGCACCAUCCACAGGCUGACAAUAAUAAAAACAAGUGUUGAUAUGACAGGCACCAUCCAGUUCUCCAUUGGCAAAUCCAAAUCCACGGCGAACCUGCUCGUCAGAGAUUACCACAUCCAGAUCACCAGGAAGCUGGAGGACAAGACCGUGAUGGAGCGACACUCGGUCAUCCUGUCCUGUGACUUCAGGCCCUCCCCAAAGCACGUCAAGUGGUUCAAGGGCCAAGAGCUCCUUGAGCCCUCGGAGAAGUACAGAAUCAAGCGGGAUCAGUACUCAGCAGAGCUCAAGAUCAUGAAGGUGAAGCCCGAGGAUGCCGGCGUGUACAAGUGCAGGGCGGGGAUCGCUGAGACCGAAGCCACGCUGAGCGUUGAAGCCCGCAAUGUGGAGGUGCUCAAGCACCUGCAGGACGUGGAGGUUGAGGAGGACGGCUCUGCUGUGUUCUCCUGCGAGCUGUCCCACGACGAUGAGGACGUGGAGUGGUUCCUCAACGGCACCCUCCUCUACACCAACAACUUCAACGACAUCAAGAGUGUUGGCAAGUGCUACACGCUGACCAUGAAGCAGGUGAAGCCUGAGGAUGCUGGCACGGUGACGAUGAAGUCAGACAAGGUGUCAGAGACCGUGCGGCUCAAGGUGAUAGAGAAACCUGCUGUCUUCAUGAAAUCCCUGGAUGACGUUUUUGGUGAGGAGCAAGGAGUGAUCAAACUGGAAUGUGAAGUCUCCAAAGAGAAGGUCAAACCUGUCUGGAAAAAGGAUGGUGUGAAGAUCACUUCCAGCAAGAAGUAUGAGGAAAUACAGUCUGGGAAGACCCUGUGCCUCCUUAUCCACGACCUUGAAAAGACAGAUGCAGGGUUAUACACCUGUGACAUCGGCACUGACGUUGCCAAAUCAAAGGUCAGCGUCCAGGAACUGAACAUUGGCAUCACCAAACGGCUCAAGAGCACUGAAAUCCAGGAGGGAGAAGAUUGCACUUUUGAGUGCAUUUUGUCCCAUGAAAGCAUUGAUGACUUCAACUGGACACUGAACGGGAGGAAAGUGGAAAGUGGGGGAAGAUUUAAAGCCUCCAACGCGGGUCGGAAAUACACACUGAGCAUCAAAAAUGUGAUUCCUGAUGACACUGGGGAGGUCAUCUUCACUGCCCGUGGUCUCACCUCCAAGGCUUCCCUGGUUGUGAAAGAAAAACCUACUGAGGUUACAAAACAGCUGGAGAAUAAGACAUCACCAGCAGGGCAGGACAUCAGCCUGAGCUGUGAACUGUCCAAAGCUGAUGUGAACAUCAGGUGGUACAAGGAUGGCAAAGCAAUCCGGAAAAGCCAGAAAUACGACCUGCAGCAGGAGGGGACACGGGCCACUCUCAUCAUCCGUGACUCCACGGUCAAGGACAGUGGGGAAUACACCUGUGAGACUGAGACCUCCAAAACAACAGCCAGGAUCACAGUGCAAGAAAAGCCUAAUUAUUUUAUCAAGGAGCUCUCAGACCUGAAAGUCGAUGAAAGUGGAACUGCAGUUUUUGUGUGCCAGAGUGAGAGAGCUGCAUCCUCUGUGGUGUGGAGGAAAGGCAUUGCUGAGCUCAGGGCUGGCAGGAAAUACGAGAUCACACAGAAAGGACAAGUCCUCCAGCUGACCAUAAAGAACCUGGAGAAAAGUGACAGUGACACUUACAGCUGUGACAUUGGGGAUGCCCAGUCCAGAGCCAAGCUGACUGUGCAAGGCCAGAAAGUGCUAAUAACAGAAGACCUGGAGGAUGUCACUGUGUUAGAAGGAGAAUCUGCCAUGUUCAAGUGCAGAAUCUCUCCCGUAGACUGUAGCAGAGUGCAGUGGUUUUUGGAUAAAACCCCACUCCAUACCAAUGAACUUAAUGAGAUCCAGUCCCAGCCUGGUGGAUAUCACCUGCUAACGCUGAAAAAGCUCUCACUGAAGGACUCGGGGGUCAUUACAUUUGAAGCUGGUGAUAAGAAAACAUCUGCCAGUUUGGUUGUUAAAGAAACACCAGUUCUUUUCAAGCAAGAGCUCCAAAAUGAAGAAGCCAAAGAAGGGAAGCAGGUCAGGCUGACCUGUGAGCUCAGCAAGCCUGGUGCCCCAGUGAAGUGGAUGAAGGGAGACACUGUUCUCUAUGCCAGUGAGAAAUACGAAUUUAAGCAGCAGGGGACUGUGGCAGAGCUCAUAAUUCGAGAUGUGAAAUCUGUAGAUGCUGGGGAAUACACCUGCAGUGCUGGGGAGCUGAAAACCACUGCUCGGGUCAAAGUGAAUGCUGUGCCUGUCCUCUUCAAACAAGCCCUGGAGAACACGGAUGUGGAGGAAGGGAAAUCCGUCUCCUUGCGCUGCGAACUCACAAAAUCUGAGGCCACCGUGGUGUGGAAGAAGGGAGGAGCCACGCUCCAGGCAAGUGCCAAAUAUGAAAUGAAGCAGAAGGGGACAGUGGCAGAGCUGGUGAUUCAUAAUGCAGAGCCAGAAGAUGCGGGAAGAUACACCUGUGACACUGGAGACCAGCAGACCACAGCCCAAGUCAAAAUCCAUGCUGUGCCCGUGCUCUUCAAAGAAGAGCUGAAGCCCGUGGAGGCUGAGGAAGGUGGGACAGCCACCCUGCAGUGCCAGCUGGGCACAGAGGCCCCCGUGGAGUGGAGGAAGGGGCAAACUCUUCUCCGGGCGAGUCACAAGUACAAGAUGAGGCAGGAGGGCACCGUGGCUGAGCUGCUGAUCCACGACCUGGAGCCAAAGGAUGCUGGAGACUAUUCAUGCCUAGUGGGGAGCCAAAAAACCACAGCAGCCUUGUCAGUGAAUGCCCUGCCAGUCCGUUUCAAGCAAGAGCUGAGGAACGAGGAGGCCACGGAGAGCGGGACGGCGACGCUGCAGUGCGAGCUGAGCCGGCCGGGCGGCUCCGUGCGCUGGAGGAAGGACGGCCGGGAGCUGGUCCCCGCCGGGAAAUACCACAUGAGGCGGGAAGGGCGCUUCGUGGAGCUGGUCAUCCAGGAGCUGGAGCUGGCGGAUGCUGGGAGCUACACCUGCGUGUGUGGAGAGCAGGAGAGCACAGCUGCUCUGAGAGUCAAUGCCUUGCCUAUCCUCUUCCAAGAAGAAUUGAUGAACAAGGAAGCUACAGAGGGGGAGGCAGUCACAUUGCACUGUAAACUGAGCAAACCUGCCCCAGUUGAGUGGAAAAAGGGGAAUGUGGUGCUGAAGCCGAGUGAAAAGUACAAAGUAGAGCAGGAAGGUCCCUUUGUGGAGCUGACAAUCCGGGAUUUGGAUUUGGCAGACGCUGGGGAUUACAGCUGUGUGUGUGGAGACCGACAGACCACGGCUGCUCUGGCAGUAAAUGUCCUGCCUGCUCUUUUCACCAAGGGACUCACGGACAAAGAAGCCACCGAGAGUAAAAGUGUCUCCCUGCACUGUGAGCUGAACAAGGCUGCUGCUAACGUGGAGUGGAAGAAGGGGUUCAAGACCCUCAAGCCAAGUGACAAAUACAAAAUGAAGCGGGAAGGUGUCGUGGCUGAGCUCAUAAUCCAAAAUCUAGACAUGGCAGAUGCUGGGAAUUAUUCCUGUGUGUGUGGAGACCAGCAGACCAUGGCAGUUCUAACAGUUCAUGCUUUGCCUGCAUUUUUCAAGGAAGGGCUGAAGAACAGGGAAGCCACAGACGGCGGCUCGGCCGCUCUGCGCUGCGAGCUGAGCACGGUGGGCGUCCCGGUGGAGUGGAGAAAGGGGGACAAGGCACUGAAACCCAGUGAAAAGUACAGGAUGAGACAGGAAGAUACAGCUGCAGAGCUGCUGAUCCGAGAUCUGCAGGUGGAAGACACGGGAGAAUACAGCUGUGUGUGUGGAGAUCAGAAGACCUCGGCUGUGUUGACAGUCCACGCUCUGCCUGCACUGUUCAAAAGAGAUCUUGUCAAUGUGGAAGGCACAGAAAACAGGACGGCUGUUCUGCAGUGUGAGCUGAGCAAACCCGCCCUGGUGGAGUGGAGGAGGGGGCAGGAGGUGCUCAGACCUAGUGAAAAAUACAAAAUGAGGCUGAAGGACACCACUGCUGAGCUGACAAUCCACAGCCUGGAGGAAGGAGAUGCAGGAGAUUACAGCUGUGUGUGUGGAGACAAGACAACCACUGCUUCCCUGACAGUGCAUGCCCUCCCUCCUCACUUUAAGAAGGAGCUGAAGAACGUGGAAGGCACAGAAAAUGGCACGGCCACUUUCUGCUGCGAGCUGAGCAAGGCUGGAGCUGCCGUGGCGUGGAGGAAAGGACACAAAACGCUGGGGACAAGUGACAAGUUCACCAUGAGAUGCCAGGGCACGGUGGCUGAGCUGGUGAUCCAUGAUUUAGCCCUGGCAGAUGCUGGAGAUUACACGUGCUCUUGUGGGGAGCAGGAAACCACGGCUGCGCUCAAAGUGAAUGCCCUGCCUGUGCACUUCCAGAAGGAGCUGAGGGAUGAAGAAGCCACAGAAGGUGCAACAGCCACUCUGCAGUGUGAGCUGUCCAGGGCUGCCUGCGUGGAGUGGAGGAAGAAGCACAAGGUGCUCAAACCCAGUGAGAAAUACACCAUGAGGCAGGAGGGCAGCAGGGCCCAGCUGCUGAUCCAUGCUCUGGAGGUCAGGGAUGCUGGGGAAUACAGCUGUGUGUGUGGAGAGCAGAGGACAACGGCAGCACUGACAGUGCACGCCCUUCCUGCUCUGUUCAAAGAAGAGUUAAGGGACGAGGAGGCCGAGGAGGGUGAAGCAGUCACUCUGCACUGUGAGCUGACCAAGCCUGCCCCAGUGGAGUGGAAAAAGGGACAGACAACCCUCAAACCUAGUGAGAAGUACAGAAUGAGGCAGAAGGAUGUCACUGCAGAGCUGGUGAUCCACAGCCUGAGCGAGGGGGAUGCUGGGGAUUACACCUGUGUGUGUGGGGAGCAGCAGUGCACAGCGUCCUUGGCAGUGCAUGUGCUGCCUGCAGGCAUCCAGGAGAGCCUGAGGGACGAGGAGGUGACCGAGGGUCAAGCGGCCACUCUGAGCUGUGAGCUGACCAAAGCUGCCCCCGUGGAGUGGAGGAAGGGCAGCACCUUGCUCAAAGCCAGUGACAAGUACAAAAUGAGGCAGGAGGGCUUGGUCAGGAAGCUGCUUAUCCAGGAUGUGGAACUGAAAGAUGCUGGGGAGUACACGUGUGUGUGUGGAGAGCAGGAGACUACAGCAGCUCUGAUAGUGCAUGCCCUGCCAGCCCUUUUCAAAGAAGACCUGAAGGACCUGCAAGGCACAGAAAGCCAAACAGCCACUCUGAGCUGUGAGCUGAGCAAGGCUGCAGCUGUGGCGUGGAAGAAAGGGAACAAAAUACUCAGGGCAGGUGACAAAUACAUCAUGAGGCAGGAGGGUGGCCUGGCAGAGCUGGAAAUCCGUGACCUAGAGCUGCAGGAUGCAGGAGAUUACACCUGUGUGUGUGGGGAGCAGCAGAGCACAGCCUCUCUGGCAGUCAAGGCCCUGCCAGUGCUUUUCAAGGAAGAGCUGAAGGAUGAAGAAGCCCAAGAAGGAGCAUCAGUCACUCUGAGAUGUGAAUUAACCAAAGGAGCUCCUGUGCAGUGGAAAAUGGGGCCCAAAGUGCUCAAAGCAAGUGACAAAUAUCAAAUGAGACAGGCUGGCACCACUGCAGAGCUGGUCAUUCCUGAGCUAGAAGUAAAAGAUGCUGGAGAUUACACCUGUGUGUGUGGUGACCAGAAGACAACAGCAACCUUAACAGUUCAUGCUCUGCCACCAGUGUUUAAGGAAGAGCUGAAGGACAAGGAAGCAGAAGAAGGUGGAGAAGUCUCCCUGCUCUGUGAGCUCUCCAAGGCCGCCCCAGUGGAGUGGUGGAAGGACCAGAGCAUCCUCAAACCCAGUGGGAAAUACAGAAUGAGGCAGGAAGGGCUCAAGGCAGAGCUGGUGAUCCGUGAAGUAGCUGAGGAGGAUGCAGGAGACUACAGCUGUGUGUGUGGGGAGCAGCAGAGCACAGCUGUGCUGACAGUGCAGGCUGUGCCUCCGUUUUUCCAAGAAGAAAUGACCAGCCAGGAAGGCGUAGAAGGUGGAACAGCCACUUUGCACUGUGAGCUGAGCAAGGUCCCUGCCCGUGUGCAGUGGAGGAAGGGCCAGCACAUCCUCACCUCGGGCUCCAAGUACAGCAUGAGGCAGCAGGGACGUGCUGUGGAGCUGCUGGUGCAUGGCUUGGAGCUGAGUGACAGUGGGGAUUAUUCCUGUGUGUGUGGAGACAAGACCAGCACUGCUGCCUUAACAGUUCAUGUGCUGCCUGCAGAAUUCAAGAGAGAGCUGAAGGAUCUGGAAGCUGUGGAAAAUGGCACAGCUGCUCUGCAGUGUGAGCUGACAAAACCUGCUGAGGUGGAGUGGAAGAAAGGGCAGGAGGUGCUCAAAGAGAGCAGCAAAUAUGAAAUGAGUCAGGAAUGUGCUGUUGCAAAGCUGAUUAUCCAUGAGCUGGAGGAGGAGGAUGCUGGAGUUUACACCUGUGUGUGUGGAGAGCAGCAGACAACUGCCAAGCUGACUGUCAAUGCACUGCCCAUCACGUUUAAGCAACCUUUACAGAAUGAGGAAUUUGAGGAAGGAAGCACAGCCAGGUUCUGCUGUGAGCUGUCGAAACCCAGUGCUGCAGUGGAAUGGAGGAAAGGAGGAGUGGGGCUGCAGCCCAGCCAGAAAUAUGAAAUGAGGCAGAGGGGAUGCCUGGUAGAGCUCUUGAUACACAAUCUCAGAUUAGAAGACACAGGAGAAUACAGCUGUGACACGGGGGAUCAGGAAACCAGGGCAGCUCUCAGUGUGAAAGCUCUGCCAGUUCUUUUCCAAAAGCAGCUCGAGGAUGAGGAGGCAGAGGAAGGAGGCGCGGUGAGAUUCCGGUGCGAGCUGACCAAGGAAAACGCGCCCGUGGAGUGGAGGAAAGGCACCGUGGAGCUCUUCCCCUGUGCCAAAUAUGAAAUCAAAUUAAGUGGGCACACAGCUGAGCUUGUGAUCCACAAUGUAGAGCCAGAGGAUGCCUCUGAUUACACUUGUGACACGGGAGACCAGCAGAGCACUGCAGUCCUCAGAGUGAAUGCCAUCAAACCCCAGCUGAAGCAGCAGCUGAGGAAUGAGGAGGUGGAAGUGGGAGGAACAGCCAGGCUGCGCUGCGAGAUUUCCAUCAGCAAGGCAGAGGUGGAGUGGAGGAAGGAUGGAGUCCUCCUGCAGUCCAGCUCCAAGUAUGAAAUGUGGCAGGAUGGGACCCUCAGGGAGCUUCGUGUUCACCACCUGGAGCCUGGGGAUGCUGGAGAAUAUUCCUGCAAGGCUGGAGACCAGACCAGCUCAGCCAAACUCACCGUGAAAGAGCCUGACGUGACCAUCGUGAGUGGCCUCAAGGACAGGGUGGUGGCCGAGGGGGACGAUGUCACCUUUCAGUGCCAGGUGUCCCACGAGGACGCCAGGGACGUGGAGUGGAAGCUGCAGGAUGUGGCUCUGCAGAACAACGAGAUGAACGAGAUCUCUGUGGAGAAGGGCAAGAUCCACACCCUGACCCUGAGGAAGGUGACAGAGCAGGACAUUGGCACUGUCACCUUCCGGGUGGGACCCCACACGUCGACAGCAGAGCUCAGGGUGAAAGCUUCUCCAGUCACCUUCACACAGCCCCUGCAGAACCAGCAGGCUGAGGAAGGUGGCAGUGUCACUCUGAGCUGCGAGGUGUCCAAACCCAACACCUCUGUGCAGUGGAAGAAGGCGGGGACGGUGCUGCGCCCCAGCGACAAAUACAAGAUGCGCCAGGAGGGAUCCCUGGCUGAGCUGACCAUCCACAGCCUGAGCGAAGCUGAUGCUGGGGAGUACACCUGUGACACAGGGGACCAGCAAACCAUGGCAGCAGUGCACCUGAAAGAAGCAGCAGCCACCAUCGUGGAGAGGCUGAAGGACGUGGCCGCGUGCGAAGGAGAAGACGCGGUGUUCGAGUGCCGGCUGUCCCGGGAGACAGCUCAGGAUGCCCAGUGGUUCCUGGGGGAUGUCCCCCUGCAGUCCAACGAAAUGAACGAGAUCAGAGCCCAGGGGACACGGCACAGCUUGAUCUUGAGGAAGGUGACCCUGGAAGACUGUGGGUCCAUCACUUUCAAAGUGGGGCAGCAUUCGUCAGCAGCGCGGCUGAAGGUGGAAGCUGCCCCGCUCACCUUUGUGAAGGCUCUGCACAACCUGGAGCUGCAGGAGGGUGGCACUGCCCACCUGUCCUGCGAGGUGUCCAAGCCUGACGUCCCCGUGGAGUGGAAGAAGGGCUCGUCCGUGAUCCAGCCCAGCCACAAGUGCAGCAUCCAGCAGGAGGGGAAGGUGCACACGCUGGUCAUCCGCGACCUGAGCCGCGCCGACGCCGGCGACUACAGCUGCCACACGGCGGCUGGCAAGACCACGGCCAGGCUGGAGGUCAAAGGGCUGCCUGUGCUGUUCCGACAGUGGCUGAAGAACGAGGAGGUGGAGGAAGGGCGCACGGCCGCGCUGCGCUGCGAGCUGACGCGGCCCCACGCGCGCCUGGAGUGGCGCAAAGGGGACACGCGGCUGCAGCCCGGCCACAAGUACGAGUUCCGCCAGGAGGGGACACGGGCUGAGCUCCUCAUCUACGGGGUUGAGGCUCAGGAUGCUGGGGAGUACACCUGUGACUCCGGGGAUCAGCAAACCACGGCUACGCUGCAGGUCAAAGUACUGCCAGUGCUGUUUAACAAAGAGCUGAAAAACGUAGAGGCUGAAGAAGGGGGAACGGCUGUUUUGCACUGUGAGAUCUCCAAGCCGGACGCUCCCGUUGAGUGGAGGAAAGGAGGGGUGGUCAUUCAGCCCAGUGACAAGUACGAGGUGAAGCUGAAGGGCAGCGUAGCUGAGCUCAUCAUCCAUGGUGUAGAGCCUGAUGACUGUGGGGAUUAUACCUGCAGCACUGGAUACGAGAUCACCACAGGGUCUGUGUACGUGCAAGAGGAAGCAGCAGCAGUGAUAGUGUCUGGUUUAAGGAGCACAGACGUCUUUGUGGGCGAGUCAGCCACGUUCACCUGCGAGCUCUCGCAGCCGGGCGUGAAGAACGUGCAGUGGUGGCUCGAUGGGACCCCCCUCCACAACAACCUGGUGACGGAAAUCUCUGAGCAGGACGGCAGGAUCCACACUCUGACCCUAAAUGACGUGGCGUGCCAUGACUCGGGCACUGUCACCUUCAGAGCUGGGCCCCUUAUCUCCACUGCUAAAUUAUUAGUCAAAGAUCCCACCAUUGAAGUGGUCAGUCCCAUGCAGGACAUGACUGUUGAUGAAGAUGGCCCAGCAGAGUUCAUAUGCCAAUAUUCUAGGCCAGUGCACGCCAUCUGGAAGAAAAAUGAUCAGGAAAUACAUGCAGAUGGGCAGCGAGUGAUUGUCGAGCAGGACUGGAAUGUGAGCAUGCUAAAAAUUAACCCCACGGUCCCAGAAGACACUGGCAUCUAUUCUUGUGAAGCUGAAGGCAUUAAAGUGAUGGCUACACUUGAUGUUCAAGCCAAGAACAGCAUUGUCCAGGGCUUGGAGAAUGUGGAGGCCGUGGAAGGAGGGGAAGCCCUGUUUGAGUGCUACCUCUCCAAGCCUGAGACCUACAAUUACAACUGGCUGAUUGAUGAUGAACCUGCCAAAACCACAGACAACACUGAGAUGGUUUACUUUGAAAAUGGGCUCAGGCAUAUCCUGCUGCUGAAGAAUUUAACUCCCCAGGACAGCUGCAGGGUGACUUUCAUGUGCAGUGAUGCAGUGACCUCAGCCUUCCUCACUGUGAAAGGGUGGCGCCUGCAGUUCUUGCAGCCCCUCACGGAUGUGGAAGUGUCUCUGGGGGAAAAAGCAACAUUUAGCUGUGUCCUGAGUGAAGCUGUGCCAGUUAGUGAAGUGACCUGGUACAAUAAUGACAUAGAGAUCCAGUCAGGUGAGGACUGGGAGGUACAAGCGGAUGGAAACAAAUACAAACUUAUUCUGAAAAAAGCCCAGCUGCAUCAUUCUGGAGAGGUGACCUUUGCUUCCAGGGAGGCCAUUUCCUCAGCCAAGCUUUCUGUGAUAGCCCUCCCUGAGCCACCUGAAGAGCCAGCAGUCCUAAGGCAGAGCAGCCACUCUGUCACUCUAUCUUGGCACAAGCCGCCGGGUGACGGUGGCCAGCACAUCCUGGGCUACAAGGUGGAGAGGAAAAUCCCAGGAGUUGGCUGGCAGUCCUGCAGUGAGGCCCUCAUCCAGAACACGGAGUUCACCGUGGAGGGGCUGGCCCCAGGGGAGCCCUACAGAUUCCGAGUGUCGGCCGUAAACACCGCGGGGGCCAGCGAGGCAGUGCACUUCCCCCAGAUGGUGACGUUAGAGCCUCCAGUUACAGUCACCCAACCUUUGGUGGGAGGAUCUGUCUCAGAAGGAGGGGUGGCUCGCCUGGAGUGUACAUUGUCAAGUAAAACUGAGGAGAAAGUGACUUGGUUCAAGGGAAAAGAACAAAUAAAAGCUGGAGGGAGAUAUGAGAUCCUCUCUGAUGGAGCGAAGCAGAUCCUCAUUAUCCGUGGAUUUAAACCUGAGGAUCAGGACAGCUACACCUGCAUGGCUUCUCCAGAAGUCAAAUCUGUUGCCAGCCUGUGUCUUGAAGUUCCCACCGUGUCGAUGCUGAAGGAGAUUGCCAGGGAAGCUCCCCCUGCCAGCCGGGCUGAAGAGCUGGUGGAUGGGCACAUCCAGCCCAGCCUGCCCCCUGAAGCUGCCCAGGAGGGAGAUCUUCACCUCCUGUGGGAAGCCCUGGCCAAGAAACGCCGUAUGAGCCGGGAGCCCACCCUGGAUUCCAUCAGCGAGGUGCCUGAGGAGGAGGAGAAGCUUCAGAAGCUGAGGAAGGAGGAAGCAGAGAUGUCUCACUACUACUCAGAGGAGUACUCCACGUGUGACGAGCUGGCCAGGACAGGAGAGGCAGAUUUCUCCUUCACAAGCUCUGAUGAUGAGUCUAGAGCUGGGACUCCUUCCCUAGUAAACUACCUCAAGAAAGCCGGCAAGAAGACAAUCAGUGUCACCAGCAAGGUUCAGUCCAGCUCCACAGGAAAAUUAUGGAAGCAGUGGGAAACAUCCACUGUGGAAACCACUGUGACCACCACAGCUGCUCAGCCAGCUGAGCCAGAGCUGCCAGAUUUGGAUGACCCCUCCAUGAACAAGGCGGCUGUGAAGAUCCAAGCUGCUUUCAAAGGCUACAAAGUCAGGAAAGAGAUCAAGCAACAAGAGUGCCCGGUGUUUACUGAGACCUUCAAAGACUUCUCUGGAGAGCCUGGGAGCACCCUGCACCUGGAGUGUGUGGCCCACAGCAAAACCGACAUGAACGUGCGCUGGCUGAAGGACGGGAAGGAGCUGUCGGACGGGCGCUACUACCACAUCGACAGCUACAGCGACGGCACCUGCUCCCUGAUCAUCGCCGGCCUGGACAGGAAGGACGCAGGCAAAUACACCUGUGAGGCCUCCAAUAAGUUUGGCAAGGUCUCACACAGCGCUCAGGUGGUGGUCGGCGCUCAGGAGCCUCAAGUUCUUCCCAAGGAGAAGCGGGGCAAGCAGAGCACCGACAGCGAGACAGAGAGCUCGUCCGGCAGCGAGCUGGACGAUGCGUUCCGGAAAGCAGGAAGGAGACUCCACAGGCUCUUCAGGGCCAAGAUCUCCACCGAGAUCUCUGAUGUGGAGGAAGAGCUCUUUGUCAGCGCAGAUGAAGGGGACAUAGACGUGGUCGACCACCAGACGUACCGUGAGGAUGACCAGUACAUCUACAUCAAGUUUGAAAUCAUGUCUGAGGCCAAGACGGCCGCCACGCGGUUCAGAGAGAUGUUUGGUGCUCUGGGAAUUCCUGUGGAGAUCGACAUCUUGGAGCAAGGCCCGAAAAAAAUCGAAUUGCGCAUCGGGAAGGCAUCACCUCCCAGCCUUGGGAAGUUUGCACCUCCAGCAGCGAGACCUCCACCACCUCUGCUGACUUCUGACACAGCCCCCAUGUUCAUGACCGAGCUCCAAAACCAGGAGGUCCAGGACGGGUACCCCGUGAGCUUUGACUGCAUCGUCAUCGGCAAACCCCUGCCCACGGUUCGCUGGUUCAAGGACGGCAAAGCCAUUGAAGAAAACGAUCACUACAUGAUCAACGAGGACCAGGAGGGGUGCCACCAGCUGAUCAUCACCGCCGUGGUGCCCACGGACAUGGGCGUCUACCGCUGCCUCGCCGAGAACAACAUGGGGGUGGCUUCCACCAAGGCUGAGCUCCGGGUGGACUUGACCAGCACGGAUUAUGAGACAGCAGCAGAUGCCACAGAGACCUCAUCUUACUACAGUGCCAAGGAAUAUAUUUCAAGCCGAGAACAGGAGGAAUCCACCACUGAGGAGGAGCAGUUGCCCCAGAUCUUUGAUGAGCUUCAUGACAUUCAUGUGGCACCUGGAGCAUCACUGGCUAAAUUUCACCUGAAGGUGAAAGGCUACCCUCAGCCUCGUCUCUACUGGUUUAAAAAUGGGCAGCCCCUAAAAGCCUCGGAUAGAAUCCUCAAGACUGACAGGCAGGAAUUCCACUCCCUGGAAAUCCGCGACGUCACCAAGGCGGACGCCGGCCAGUACUUGAUAUUUGUCAUCAACUCUGCUGGCUCUGCGUAUUCCUCAGCCAGGCUGGUAGUCAGAGAUCCUUAUGAGAAAGAAGAACCAUCAAAAACAGAUUCCCAUGAGCAGCUGAUACCACCAAGAUUCCUUGAAAGAUUUACAAAUAAGAAGGUGAAAAAGGGUGCAAGCAUCACAUUAUCUGUAAAAGUUGAAGGACAUCCACCACCAACAAUCACUUGGAUGAAAGAAGAGUCUCGGGAAGACAUCCUGUGGAUCAAACCAGACACUCCUGGGUACAAACUUGCCAGUUCCAACAUGCACCACAGCCUGAUCCUGUUGGAUGUCAAGAAGAAGUACAGUGGAGCCUACACGUGCAUUGCCACCAACAAGGCUGGCCAGUCCAUCUGCACCGCCAACCUGGAAGUUGCAGAUGUGAAAGAGGCUGAAGUCCUGACCCAGGAGCGUGUGAUGGUGUCAGAAGCCAUCAUGACCACACUGGGGUCUAUUCAGUCCUCUGAAGGAGACCUUGAAGCUGGCAGAGAAGGUGUGCCCAAAAGCCCUAUUUCAUUAGCUGAUGUUGGCUCAGAAGAGUUCUUCCAGAAACUCACCUCACGUAUCUCAGAAAUGGUAUCUGCAAAAAUAACUCAGGCCAAACUUCGAGUACCGGGUGCAGAAAGUGAUGAUGAGUCAAGAACUCCCUCUGCAUCUCCUCGCCAUGGACGAUCCAGACCUUCAUCCAUUGCUCAGGAAUCCUCCUCUGAAUCUGAAGAUGGGGAUUCCAGAGGGGAGAUCUUUGAUGUCUACAUGGUCACUGCUGACUACGUGCCCGCGGCGCCAGACAAGGAGACCAUCACCCUGAAGGAAGGACAAUAUGUGGAAGUCCUGGAUUCAGCUCAUCCUCUGAAAUGGCUGGUCAGGACUAAACCCACGAAAUCAAGUCCCUCUCGACAGGGUUGGGUGUCUCCAGCUUAUCUGGACAAGAAAUUAAAGUUGUCACCAGAGUGGGGAGCAACAGAAAUUCCAGAGUUUCCUGGAGAGUUUGUUUCUGAAGAUGAAUACAAAAGGAAGCUAAGUGUUCUCAUUCAGGAGCUGUUGAUCUCAGAGGAAGAUUACAUUCAAGAUUUACAGUUCCUCCAGUCUCAUCACCUUAGGUACACUGAGACGUGUCCCAGUGUGCCAGGAGCUGUUGCCAGUCAGAAAUCCACCAUUUUCAGGAAUAUUGAUGACAUUGGUCGCUUCCAUUCCAGCGUGUUCCUCCGGAGCCUGCAGAGCUGUGACACCGAUGACGACGUGGCCAUGUGCUUCAUCAAGCACGAAGCAGAAUUUAACAAAUACAUCCAGUACCUGGUGGGAAGGGUCCAGGCUGAGUCAAUUGUUGUCAGCAAAGCUGUCCAGGAUUUCUACAAGAGAUACACAGAUGAAUUUGUAACUAAUGAAGAUCCCUCACAGCCACUUAUCCCACCACUGCAGCACUACCUGGAAAAACCCAUAAACAGGAUCCAGCAGUACCAGACAAUAAUUAAGGAAUUGAUCCGAAACAAAGCCAGAAACAGCCAGAACUGCACUCUGCUGGAGCAGGCCUAUGCCAUUGUGUCUGCCCUGACCCGAAGAGCAGAGAACAACCUCCAUGUCUCACUCAUUGAGAAUUACCCAGGGACCUUGGAGAGCCUUGGGGAGCCCAUCCGGCAGGGCCACUUCAUUGUGUGGGAAGGAGCUCCAGGAGCUCGAAUGGCAUGGAAAGGACACAAAAGACACGUUUUCCUCUUCAAAAAUUAUAUUGUGAUCUGCAAACCAAAGAGAGACACAAAGACAGACACCUACAGCUACAUCUUCAAGAACAUCAUGAAGCUGAACAACAUCGAUGUGAACGACCUGGUGGAAGGGGAUGACCGGGCCUUUGAGAUCUGGCACGAGCGGGAGGACCUGGUGCGCAAAUACCUCCUGCAGGCGCGGACCGUCAACAUCAAGAACUCCUGGGUGAAGGAGAUCCUGGGCAUCCAGCAGCGCAUCAGCGAGCCCAUCUGGAUCCCUCCAGACUUUGAGGAAGAGCUGGCAGACUGCACAGCUGAACUGGGAGAGACAGUCAAGCUGGCCUGCAAGGUGACAGGAGCUCCCAAGCCAUCCAUCAGCUGGUACAAAGAUGGAAAGCUCGUGGAGGUGGAUCCCCACCACAUUAUAAUAGAAGAUCCUGAUGGCUCCUGCACACUGAUCUUGGACAACCUGACAGGGGCUGACACAGGACAGUACAUGUGCUUUGCUUCCAGUCCUGCUGGCAAUGCCAGCACCUUGGGAAAGAUCCUUGUUCAAGUGCCCCCACGGUUUGUGAACAAGGUCAGAAAUGCUUAUCUCGUGGAGGGUGAAGAUGUCCAGUUCACCUGCACUGUGGAAGGAGCACCCAGGCCUCAGAUCAGGUGGUACAAGGAUGGGGUGCUGCUGAAGGACACCAGUAAAUACCAGACUUUCAGUGAACCACGGAGUGGCAUCGUAGUCCUGGUGGUCAAGAACCCUUCCAAUGAGGACAUGGGACAUUAUGAAUGUGAGCUGAUGAACAGGUUAGGGUCUGCCAAAAGUGGAGCAGAGCUUUACCACCACAGCGCUGCAGCCCUGACCCAGGAGAGGAGAGGAGACCAAGCCAUCACCAUUGAAGUCACUGAACAAGAGACUAAAGUGCCCAAGAAAACCAUCAUCAUAGAGGAGACCAUAACCACGGUGGUGAAGAGCCCAAGACAAAGGGGAAGGGUUUCUCCUGCGCGUUCUCCGUCAGGUCAUUCUCCUUCCCGCUCCCCACGCGUGGAGCUGGCUCCAGAGCCCGUUUACGUCUCCAAGAUCAGGCAGCCUGUCCACAGACACGAGCAGGAGGCAGCACCAAAAUCUGCUGCUGUGCCCAGGCUUUAUGUCACAGAACACGAGGACAUGCAAGGGGCAGCGGCGAGAGAUGUCGUUGUGGAGAGCGCAGUGGAAGAGAAGAAGCCCAAGUGGGUCGAAGUGGAAGAAAUAAUUGAAUUCAAGGUGAAAAAAUCACCAAAGCCCACAAGGAAAAGAGGUUCUUCCCCAGUAAAACAAGAAAAAGAUGAGUCAGGGGUGUUGACGUUCACGUUUCCCAGCUCAAGGCCAAAGCGCUCCCCAGAAGAUGAUCCAAACACAAACAACUCCAACAAUAAAUUGGUGGAACAGCCAAAAUCUCUGCCCAAUGAGGGUCUCUCUGAAGGUGACAUCCAGCCCCUGGUGUACACGACUGAGCAGGAAGGACCUCAAGUCAGCAGCGAAGAGAGAAACUCCCCGUGUGGGUCGGAACAAUUAGGAAGUGAUUCCUUUAUGGAUUAUGGCACUGAAGGAAAGAGCUGCCCUCAGGAACCGUGUGCUGAGCACGGGUCAGACACCGCCUCCCCUCUGCUCGCCUGCGGGGGGCCUUUGGUCUUCAGUUUUGGGACAGCUGUUGGAGACCAGCACCAAGUCCUGUUCUCCCCAGCAAGUCCAGAGGAUAAGGAAGGGGUUGAUGAAGUGGAUGUGUCUUGGCCUGUUGGAGAGGAGGUACCUGAAGUAAUACAGGACAUCCUUCCCGAAGAGGACAACGCCAUCGUGGACGAGCCAGAGGAGCUCCGCACAGACGACAUCAGCACGCGGGACCGCAAGAUUUUAACCCACAACGGCAAACUCUUAACCCUGGAGGACCUGGAGGAUUACAUCCCUCAAGAAGGAGAGACCUACAGGUGCGAGGAUCAGAAGGCCACGGCGGAGAAGCCCUGCGAGAUCUCGGUGCUGCAGACGGAGAUCAACGAGCCCACCAUCGGGAAGCCGGUGCUGCUGAACCUGCUCCGGCCCGUGGCGCCCGAGCCCCGGCGCAGCUUCUUCAGCCAGUACGAGGAGCGCGUCCCCGGGGGCGUGUUCGUGUCAGCCUCUCGAGUGGGUCCCUCCAGCGUCUCCUUCCGCGUGGGCGAUCCCCGCGCGGCUCCUCCCGGUCCCUCCUUCACGGUCAAGCCCUCGUUCUGCACCGAGCUGCAGCGCUCGGCGGACAGCGGCCAGCCCAGCUUCAAAACUGAGGUUUCCACGAGAACCCUCAGCUACGGGACUGUUGGCGAGCCUGUCACCUUGCACAUCAGCACGGAAGACCUCUCCCAGAGCUGAGAAGAUACAGCAUAACUUUUAACGCCCAAGAAAGCAGCUUUAUGUUAAUAAUAAAAAUAUCAAAAUUGUUGUAGGCGAGGGGAAUUGGUGGCAAAGAUCGCGAGGUAACGAGUACGAGGGAAAUGUAUUUAAAUAUGAUGUGUCAAGCUUUUCCAGUCUUAAAGGGAACAGUCUGCCAGAACAGUUUGGAACUUUAAAAGCUUUGAUCUAGGUGAACAUGUAUCAUUCCAUAGUGGAGCACCGAUGGGAGGUUUAGGAAAAGCCUGAUUCUUCUACCUAUGACAGAAAUAUAGAUGAAGAAGUGCAUUUUUUGUCCAUGAACUUAAUAAUUGUUUCAUGUGCCAGUUUAUGGUGUGGCAAGGAGGUGAAAGUAUCUAAGCUUUUCAGCAUCCUUCAGUAGCCCAGGACAGGGGGUAUCUCCUGGGCCCAAAGGUCAUGAAGCUUCAUUCUGCUUUGACUCUGCUCUACAUUUGUGACACCAAUUAGCUCUACCAAAAUUUCUUCAUAAACCUUUCAACAUGCACAGUCUGAUUGCAUUAUUUUAACCUUCUGCCAUAUAAUGAGGGAUAUAGUAAAUAUUACAUAUAGAAGGGAUUCAAAGGGCUGCUCAGGCCUUUUGGCUGAAAUCCCAGUUUGACUCUAGUCAGUGGUGAGAAUCCCACUGUCCUGAGGAAGCAAGAGUUUUGUUGUUCUCUUCUGCCUUAAUUGAAAAAGACUAUCUUUUCUAAAUGACUGAUAUUUUCAAAUCCACUUCCUAGUUGUCUGAUAAUGUAGGUUUCAUUAUUCUGCAUUCUAGUGUCGUGGAUUUAUAAACCAUAUAUUUUGAACUAUAAUUUAGUUAACAUGCACUGAAAGAUUAAAGUGCUGCACAAAACAAUUUCUGCUUCUGCAAUCAAACAUUAACAAGUACAAAGAACCACAAAUGUGGUCUUCAAAGGACCACAAAUGUGGUCUUUGCCAAUAAAUAUGCCUGGAUGAGUAUUUGUUCUCCUGAAUGUGCCAGUGGUGAAACAUUCCUGCCAACAGAUUGAUCCAUGAUGUCCUUUAUAUGUGAUAAGAGGAAUUUACCACUGAGCUAUGGCAAAGUAGCAGGAGCACAAAGACAGAUUAAAAAUUAAUAAUAAACAAAGAGAAAAAAGAGCUUUACCAUAAAUAUUCAGUUGAAACAUAGAUCUGUUCCAAAUGUAUUGGGCUGCCAGUUGCAAUUGCAUCAUAUUACUGUAAGCAGGAAGGUCGAGAUGUCUUGGAGAGGGACUGUGGAGCUCCUCUGGAGCUUUGCAGUGAGAGUGCUGCUUGAGGGGGAGGCUGAGGUGCACUGAGCACAGCCCAUCCCUGCUGGCUUCACCAAAAAUGGAUGUUGCCCAGGGCUCCAACAAGCUGAGAUGAGAGAUGAGCUCCCAGGCCCAAGUCUUGGUGCCAGCUGGAGUCAGGUGGAGCUCACCGAUCUCAGCAGGACCCUGCACUGGCCCUUUCUGGUGACAGAGACUGGGGUGAAGUCCCCACACCCUGUCCCAGCUCAGCUCUGUAGAAAUGCUCAGUAGAAACUGUUUUCAUUUAUGGUUUAGGGAAACCAGAAAUGCUCAGGCACAGCUGAAUUUGGAGUGAGGAGAGAGGGUGGAGUGAGUUUCUGCUUUGGGAACGGAUGGAUUAUGUUGGCUCAGUGUUUCCCAGCCAGGUGAAGUUGAGGAGCUUGUUCUGGAGGCUUGGGGCAAUAUUCCUGCCAACAGGGACUGAAUUCACAAAAGGUGCUUGUAGAAAAGUUAUUUCUUUUCCUUCUGCAGCUGCACCUUGUGCUGACUAAAAUGAACAUGUUGAUUUCACAGCCUUUGACUUUCAACAUCCACCCAGGAUGUUGUGUGCACUACCUUCAUGAUAUAGGAUGCUUUUCCAGUGGUGAAGGAAACCAAGCUUCCUUUAUGGUACUAUCCCAUUUUUUAUAACAUCUCCUUGGUUUAUACUGUUUGUUUUAUAAUGAAGCAAUAAGAUGGAUAUAUAUAUUAGUGCUUUUUUCAUAUAUUGCACUGUACAUUGGAAAGUAACAGACACACAACAGGGAAAUGCUUUUAAAGCUAAAAAUAUUUAUUUUGAGCCUGAUUCUGAUCCAGUUAUUCCAGUAUCAAUCUAGAGCAAUUCCACAGAAGGAAGUGGAUUUGAUUCAGAUUUACAAAGAUACUGCUGAGAAAAGAAUUUGCCCUGUGAUAAUCUUCAAAAAAUGUGAUAUUCAAACAAAAAAUAAUGAGGAUGUGUAAAGGAAUGUGGAGGUUUCCUCCUGUUGUGGUCGACACUCAGGUUUUUCUAAAGAAGCCCUAAGGCUGCACUUCAGAUGGUCCCAGGAGAAAUAGUUAUAGUUUGAUUCAUUAGCUCAAGGCAAUUAACAUCUGUUUACAUUUUCUUUUGAAAUUUAAGCAAAAGAGAAUCAAUUGAAGGGAAUUUUUAAAAUCCUAUGCAGGGCUCUGUUCAAAAAGUGAAAGGUUUAUGAGAAGUUUAUUACAUAUACUUUCAAAAUAUUUUCCUAGAGGUUAAAAAUUAUGCUUAUAAGUGAUUAAACUGUGUAGAUAACUAAUGAGAUGUGUGGGGAUUUAUUUCCUGUAGAUGAAAAGAUACAGCUGUAUGAAAGAUUUUAAUACAAUGAAUGUUAAACUGAAAUUCCUGGAGGUAAAUGGGUAUUGAUAAGUGGAAACUUGAGUUUGCUUGAGAUACAAAAAAGAGGAAAAAAAACCACACUCAAAAAAAAGUAAAGUGCAAGAUAUGCUGUUAGAUGAUGAGUUUAAAUCAAUAAAUGUCUUGCAUCAGCUGUGACUGAA
Molecule: messenger RNA, 26426 nt
Organism: Oenanthe melanoleuca
Lineage: Eukaryota; Metazoa; Chordata; Aves; Passeriformes; Muscicapidae
Gene: OBSCN
Product: obscurin, cytoskeletal calmodulin and titin-interacting RhoGEF
Molecular function (GO): protein binding; guanyl-nucleotide exchange factor activity
Source: RefSeq, a predicted model, not a curated record